GGAUGGUGAUAAACAUUUUUGUCCUUGGGAGAACGGUUUUAUUUAUUAACCAAAAAUGAAGAGAAAUAGCCUGUCCUCCUUUAAUGUGUUUCUGUGGUUGCUGUUCACAACAGUGAUACUUCAAGCUGUAGAAUCAGCCAAAGGAAAAUACGCUCACAUGCUGUUUAAUGAACUCUUUGAAGACUACUCAAAUGCUCUAAGACCAGUGGAAGACACAGAUAAAGUACUGAAUGUCACUCUUCAGAUCACAUUAUCCCAAAUUAAAGACAUGGAUGAAAGGAACCAAAUUUUGUCGGCUUACCUAUGGAUUCGACAAAGCUGGUAUGAUGCAUACCUCAAAUGGGACAGAGAUAAAUAUGAUGGGCUGGAUUCUAUCAGGAUACCAAGCAAUUUGGUUUGGAGACCAGAUAUUGUCCUAUAUAACAAAGCUGAUGAUGACUUUUCAGAGCCUGUGAACACUAACGUUGUGUUGAGAUAUGAUGGAAAAAUCACUUGGGAUGCACCUGCUAUCACAAAGAGCUCAUGUGUAGUGGAUGUAUCUUAUUUUCCUUUUGAUAGCCAACAGUGCAACCUUACAUUUGGGUCCUGGACCUAUAAUGGUAAUCAGGUAGACAUCAUCAAUUCUCUUGAUAGUGGUGACCUCUCUGACUUCAUAGAAGAUGUGGAGUGGGAGAUUCAUGGUAUGCCAGCAGUUAAGAAUGUCAUCACUUAUGGCUGCUGCUCUGAGCCUUACCCAGAUGUAACCUUCACACUGAUUUUGAAAAGGAAGUCUUCUUUCUACAUAUUUAAUUUGUUGCUUCCUUGCAUUUUGAUCUCUUUCCUGGCUCCACUGGGAUUCUAUCUCCCUGCAGACUCUGGGGAAAAAGUGUCUCUGGGUGUUACAGUUCUUCUUGCUCUGACUGUCUUCCAGCUGAUGGUUGCAGAGAUCAUGCCUCCCUCUGAAAAUGUGCCUUUGAUAGGAAAGUAUUACAUAGCAACUAUGACCAUGAUAACAGCUUCCACUGCGCUGACAAUCAUUAUAAUGAAUCUCCAUCACUGUGGUUCAGAAGCAAAGCCUGUUCCACAAUGGGCCAGGGUGGUUAUUUUGGACUACAUGUCAAAAAUCUUUUUUGUUUAUGAUGUGGGUGAAAAUUGCACAAGUCCAAGAAGAGAGAAAGAAGAAGAACAGAAGUUAGAGGGGGAUGAAGGGUAUCAGAGAGGGCACACAGACGUAAGGAGUCACCUUCCCAGCGAUAUCAAGGAGAAGCCCAAUGGAAAUUUCAAUAAAAGCUAUGGCACUCAUGGUGACAUUAAUGUUAGGGAGACUGUUGAUUGCUGUUCCUGUUACAAAAUGCUGAUUAAAAAUAUUGAGUAUAUUGCUAAUUGUAUUCGAGACCAUAAAGCAAACCGGGCCAAAGGAAUUGAGUGGAAAAAAGUUGCAAAAGUGAUGGACAGGUUUUUCAUGUGGAUUUUCUUUAUCAUGGUGUUUUUUAUGAGUGUGCUGAUCAUUGGAAAAGCAGCUUAACCAAAGAUGAAUGCAUUCCUUUUGUAAAUCUGAAUAUACUGGGUUGGCUUGUUUUGGUGAAGCUCUGGGACAGUGCUGCUUUGAGAUCUUUUUCUUGCAUUCUGUAACAAUAAACAAACUGAUUUUGUAGGCUGUGAUGGUGUGCUGAGACAUUGCUCGGUGAGGGCUUUGUUAAUGACUGUCUUUGCCUUUUAGUGGAGGAGUGCAACCCUGAUGAGGCUGCUGGGCAAGGCUCUGCAUUCCAUCUUGACUGGUGUCAGCCAUGACUUCAAGCUGAAUGGGGUGGAGCAUUGCAGUGAUGGAAGCAGACAGCUUUGCGGGGAGCACUGUAUUCACAGGUCUGCAGCUCUGCAGCUUGUAUCUUGACCAGCCCUUCCCCCACUGAAGUGAAUUUAAAGCAUGGUGGCAGUUCUUGAAAAUCAUGUCCCAUCGUACUGCCUUUUUCCUUUUUACCUUGUCUUCCUAAUGUGUUUUUGUUAUGGCUCUCUAAUCACUGUCCUAUCAUUUCAUAGGCUCAACAUGUCUAUCCACUGUGUCUUUCACUUCUAAUACCACUGAGCUUACUGAAUAUGAAAGUUAAAUUGAUUUUCAUCUUUGUCACCUCCUGCUGGUGAAUAUUACCCUAUUGUCACUAGGGCUCCUGUAAGCCAGAUUCCAAGGAUAACUUGCUUACCAAGUCAGGGGGCCCCUCUUGAGCCUAAUAACAGAAGGGACUUCUGUCCUUCCUGAAUGUCUCAUUCCCUAUGGGAUUUGUCAAGAUAGGCCUUUAAAUGCUACUUGAGACUGCUUAAAUAUGAGUUGGUGACAUUUGUCUCUGCUAAUUUUGUUGACCUUCAU
Melopsittacus undulatus (budgerigar) is the source of this 2341-nucleotide messenger RNA. RefSeq names its product cholinergic receptor nicotinic alpha 9 subunit (gene CHRNA9). Gene Ontology annotation, cellular component: plasma membrane; synapse; neuron projection. Gene Ontology annotation, molecular function: acetylcholine-gated monoatomic cation-selective channel activity; transmembrane signaling receptor activity. The transcript has 5 exons. The coding region runs from base 56 to 1504 and encodes 482 amino acids. Gene Ontology annotation, biological process: chemical synaptic transmission; nervous system process; regulation of membrane potential. Lineage: Eukaryota; Metazoa; Chordata; Aves; Psittaciformes; Psittaculidae. The record is from RefSeq and is a predicted model, not a curated record.